Messenger RNA from Coccinella septempunctata (seven-spotted ladybird), 1402 nucleotides. It is a transcript of the gene Tpc1, whose product is annotated as mitochondrial thiamine pyrophosphate carrier. Gene Ontology annotation, biological process: thiamine pyrophosphate transmembrane transport. NCBI's taxonomy places the organism in Eukaryota, Metazoa, Arthropoda, Insecta, Coleoptera, Coccinellidae. Gene Ontology annotation, molecular function: thiamine transmembrane transporter activity. Gene Ontology annotation, cellular component: mitochondrial inner membrane. Bases 219 to 1157 code for a protein of 312 amino acids. The record is from RefSeq and is a predicted model, not a curated record. The transcript is spliced from 2 exons.
AUUCCCCAUUUGCAAAUAUAGAUUUGUCUUUGUUUCCAAACAGACUUGUUAUUGUUAUUUAUCUCUAUUUUUACUCAGAAAAAGCCUGGAAACGGUGAAUUACCAAUGAGUCAGCGAAAAGUGAUAUCAAAUGAGAAUUACCAAUGCAUAUCCCGCAUCCGUUUGUACCACAUACGAAUUCAUAAAAUGUGAGCUGCCUAGAUUCAGAUUCUUCCAAAAUGGUCGGUUAUGAUCCUAAGAAAAAGUUAUCAGAGUUAGAUUUUAUGUUUGCCGGUUCUGCAUCAGGUGUUAUCACAAGACUGCUUUGUCAGCCCUUAGAUGUGUUGAAAAUCCGAUUUCAAUUACAAGUGGAACCUAUUGAAAGAAAUGUAAUUCUCAAUUCUAAAUACAGAACCAUUAUUCAAGCAACAAAGUUGAUUUUUCGGGAAGAAGGAGCAAAAGCAUUGUGGAAAGGUCAUGUACCUGGUCAAUUACUUUCUAUUAGCUAUGGCUUGGCACAAUUCACCACAUUUGAAGUUUUAACUAAGGAAUCUGCAAAACUAGGCAUCACGAAGAAAUGGGAUAUAAUUGUCCAUUUUAUGUGUGGUUUAGUUUCUGGUUGCACUGCAACUUUCGUAUCUUUUCCGUUUGAUGUUGUAAGAACCAGACUUGUUGCUCAAAGUGAGGGAAACAAGAUAUACAAGGGAGUGCCCAAUGCAUUUUAUCAGAUUGUUAAGCAGGAAGGACCUCUUGUCCUGUAUCGAGGUAUGUUACCUACUUUCAUGCAGGUUGGGCCCCAUGCUGGAGCACAGUUCAUGUUUUAUAAAAUAUUCGAUAAUCUGUAUAAGAACACUGUUGACUCAGAUAAAACAACAUUAGCAAGUAGUACAGUUUCUGGCAGUUUGGCUGGCUUUUUUGCUAAAAUCGUUGUUUAUCCUUUCGACUUGAUUAAGAAAAGGUUGCAAAUACAAGGUUUCAAUAGAGGAGAUAUGUUUGGUGAAAACUUUGUUUGUAAUGGAAUGAUUAAUUGUAUGUCUCGAAUAUAUGAGAGGGAAGGUUAUAGAGGUUAUUUCAAAGGAUUAAAUGCUAGUUUACUCAAAGCAGUAGCUACUUCAGCAUUGUAUUUUUCGAGCUAUGAAAUGGUUUGUGAGGCCAUUCAAGUUUAUCGAACUGCAUGAAUCUUUUCUUUGUGAUAUGAAUUUGAGUAUAAUUCAUACUUUGUGAUAUAGUGGCCAAAAUGUAAAUGGAUUGGUUGAAUUUGAAUUUUAUUUUGAGAUGUAAAGUUUCUGAAGUUAUGUUAUUGUAGAUUAGAUAUUAUACAAAAAGUAUAUAGUGCAUUAGUGCAUAAAUUAUCAGAAGAAUAUUUUUAUUUGCAUUAUAUGUUUUUCAUUAUUUCAGCAAAAAUACAUUUAUUAAUGUCAAA